Molecule: messenger RNA, 2580 nt
Organism: Fundulus heteroclitus (mummichog)
Lineage: Eukaryota; Metazoa; Chordata; Actinopteri; Cyprinodontiformes; Fundulidae
Gene: dnai7
Product: cilia and flagella associated protein 94
Exons: 16
Coding region: 86-2119 (677 amino acids)
Cellular component (GO): axoneme
Molecular function (GO): beta-tubulin binding; microtubule binding
Source: RefSeq, a predicted model, not a curated record
GUCGCAUGUUGAAAACAUACGAGUGCGCAUGUGCGCCGGUUGCCGCGGUUACCUGUAACACUUGAGCUUUCCCCUCACAGUCAAGAUGCCACCCAAGAAAAAAAAGAAGGGACAAAAGCUGAGCAAAGCUCAAAGGUUAAAGAAGCAGCAAGAGGAGGAAGAAGCUGCUCAGCUUCAGGCCGAAAGAGAAGAACAGGAGCGACUGGAAAAUGAGAGAAAGCAGGAGGAGAUACAAAGGUUGGAGGAAAAGGCUUCAGAGAGCCAAGAGCAGGAGCUGAAUGAACUUUGCUAUCUGCUGGAGGAAAAAAACUCUGCAAUAAUCAAAUGGAGGAUCCAGGCUGCAGAAAAGGCUGAGUGGGAGAGAUUCAUGCGUUGUGACGGCGUCCCAAACCCAAGAGACCAGCGGGCAAUCAAUACAUUUAUCAGCCUGUGGAGGGAUGACUCAGGAUCCAGCAUCGCAGAGGGCCUUCAACUAUGCAACACAGCUGUGCAACUGGUUGAAGAGCUGGAAGAGCUUCUGAAAGAGGCCACAGAUCCAAAAGAGGUGCUGAAGUACCAAGAAGCUCUGAUUGAAGUACAGGAGCUUCUCCAUUCGAAGCACCUUUUCAUCGCCGAGAAGAUCCUAAAGGGAGCAAGUGAAAACAUUGACCCUGACACAAGGAACAUGCAGACUAUGUCCAAACAUGAAAAGCUGACGCUGUGUCUCUGGGCCAACCUCUUCAAAAAUCCAAACUUUAAGGGGCUCGACUUUGAGGAAGCUGGCAUGGGCUUUAGGAUUCCCAUGCACCUGGCCGGGAGCGACAUCGCCGUACGAAUGCUCCACACCCACUAUGACCACCUGUCAAUGCUGGCAAGGAUCCGUCAUCCUUCCCAGGAGCAGAUAGCGGAGGAGGAGACGCUGCCCCCCCAGGAGUCAGAGGCUAAACAGAGUUCACCCAGCCUGCAGUCAAGAAACAGCAGCCCACAGCAGGGCUCAGAGGGAAGCAGGAGCCAGAUAUUUACACAGAUGGAAGCGCUCAACGGUCACAUGUCCAGCCAGGAUUUUUCUGAUGCUCCAACUACGGAUCCGACUGUUCCUGAAGUUGCGACGGCAGGAAGCGGAGCCCAGAUUGUAGAUCUGAUGCAGUACACAACCCUGGGUGGAGUUUUCUACUAUGAUCUAUUCCACCUCCCACCACAGCCCAUCAGGGGAAAAGGUUAUACCAUACUGCAGAUUGUGGAUGGCCUGAAGGAGUUCCCAUAUCCAACAGGGAGGCCCAACAGUGAGGCUUGCCCCCCCCUCGGGGUGUCCAUUACCCUUCCUGACUGGGUUGUAAACAUGGAGCCUCCUCUUGUGGCUCGCUGGGAUGCUGGAGACGAGCAGUGGAGAUCGGAUGGCAUCACCGAUGUCUCCUACGAGGAGGCAGAGGCCAGGAUCUCCUUCAGCAUGGAAACGCUCCAGACCGUUGCACUGAUGCAGAACACCUACGCCAACCUUCCCUUUCGGGGCUGGGAGCUUCGUCCGCUGGGCCAAAACUCUGCUCUGUUUACCAUCAAGGGCGCCCUCCUUGACUUCAGCAUCACCAUUCAGAACAACCAGUGCAUGCUGGAGAUGGAGCAGCACAGAGGCCUCUCUCACCUGACGGGGAAGUGGAUGAGCGGACCGGCGCUGCAGAAAGCCAUGCUCAAGGCGGGGAUCAACAUCUUUGCAAACGAGCACACGCACAAAUACGUCAGCAUCUGCAAGAAGGAAUCGCUGACAGAACAGGCUGCUUACGAGCAGAUGGCCCUGUUUGCAUCUGCUUGUGCGUUCUCCUGGAGCAAGUGGAAUGCCAAAUGUGGAGAGGAGCAUCUGGUCCUUCAGGCGUGUGAGCACCGUGACCCCACCCCUGUACCUGAGGACUCCUGGAGCACGUACCUUGUGGGAGCCCAGAGGAGUCGGAGGCUGGAGAUCACCGAGAACAGCGCCGCCUUUUCUCCAGACCAUGCCCCCGACAGCCAGUUCCACUCCACCUUCAUCCACAUGCUGCAGGAUAACAUGAGCCCCGAUGGGAUAGCCAUGGCCACAAAUUCCCAUUACUUGUUCGUUGACGCCGUGCACAGCCUCCUGCGUGCUACUCGACCUCUGUUUUUUUCAUAAUUCUGACGUGAGACUAAUGCACUGAUAAAUGGAGGAAGGUUGCGUUUUAUGCUGGGAAGCGUAACAGACUCAGGUUAAACAAAAGUCGUUUUCAAAAGGCUUCGUUAAAACAGACGAUCCCGCUGUUAGGGACGGAACAAUAUGCUUGGUGAAGAUCGACCGUGAAUAAAUGCUUUGCAUAAACGUGCCGGAGUUUGAAUUUUAUGCAAAAGUCACCGGUCAGAUUUCUUAACUCAUUUGUCACGCUGAUCCCAGGUCAGUAAUUGCCCAAACAAUAACAGCCUUCUUAACUUAACAACAAAUCUAAAUAUUUCAUGUUUUCUCCUGAUUAUUACAGAUAACUGCUCGUAAAGUAAUAAAUGUCUGCUUUCUCCAACAUGAUGUAAAGUGAGCUGGCUAGUAGCAAACUGCAAAUGACACUUAGUAGGGAUUUUCUUCUGGCCACCGAUCCUUCAAGGUUA